This is a messenger RNA of Branchiostoma belcheri (Belcher's lancelet), 1536 nucleotides long. RefSeq names its product CB1 cannabinoid receptor-interacting protein 1-like. The record is from RefSeq and is a predicted model, not a curated record. The transcript is spliced from 3 exons. Gene Ontology annotation, biological process: negative regulation of signaling receptor activity. Lineage: Eukaryota; Metazoa; Chordata; Leptocardii; Amphioxiformes; Branchiostomatidae. Bases 326 to 814 code for a protein of 162 amino acids. Gene Ontology annotation, molecular function: type 1 cannabinoid receptor binding. Gene Ontology annotation, cellular component: plasma membrane.
CCUCCACAGUUCGCUCCAUCUGUCUCCUCUCUCCCAUGCCGCGCGCUUUACAAGAAAUUUGUGACGUCAGGAUGCCGCAAAAUGUGACAUCAUCCCAGUGAUCCGGAAGUGAACAUCACAUGCGGGUCACUUUCGCUUUUCGUGUUCUAGCCACGGGGCAACGCAUUUAUAACACAGGUAUGGUCCGAAUUAUGGUGGGGUUUGUAGACAUGUGAUAUGGAGAUAGGCGGUACGGCUGGUUUGAACAUUCCAAGCGCGACGUUGGGCGGCAGAUGACCGAGACAUAUUCCAGAGGCUCCGAGGAGUAACGUUACGAGACAAGGACAUGGGCAGUGCUGAUUUCAUAUUCAAGGUGACCGUCUCUAUCCGUCGGGAGGACGACGGGUCGCCUGUGUUCUUCAAAAUCGACGGCGGCAGGUUUAAGACGAGUGAGAGGACCAUCAAGCUACAGGCAGACGUCCAGUAUCGGCUGGACAUCGAGAUCAAGCCAUCGUUAUACCCCAAAUCCACCUCCCUAGGCACCACCCCCCUCCAGCUGAAGGAGCAGGCUCGAGACCCCCACAGUGUGAGAUACACCACAGUCUGGUCUACUGCAGGCACAAGUGUCAGCAAGAAGGGGUCCAGACAAGAUGUGCCCUUUGUCAUGGAGUUUGAUGGGCUGGGCAUGCUGAAGGUGUGUCUCCAGUGUAAGUUCUACAAGGCCAGUGACUCGGACCACUGCAGCUGGGGAGACAGCUUCAAACAGAUGGAGCUGAACUGCACACUUACAGAGGAGAGGACCUUCAUCAAGGUCUACAACCAACAGUUUAAGUAAGGACACUUCUAAGACCUCACCAUUUUAUUAAUUUGGUUCUGUCUUUCAAAUACUUCUUUCAAAUCAGGUAAUAGAUUUUGUGCCAAUUUUCAGUGCAAGGAAACACAUUCCAACUUGUAUGUUUGUUUUAUAGAUACAUAUGAUAUAGCAAGGUCAGGCCAUCUAUGAGACAAGUGCUCAAUCAUUUGUCUUGAUAUGAUAUGAUACACUGUAGAGUACAUGUUUCAUAAAGUGGUGACAGAUGUUUCAAUGUAAUUGGUAAGUCAUCUUGCCUUGACUAUUGAUGGUACUUAGGGAAGUAUGUGCUCCAAUAUUGUAGCUCUGUCAUUAGGUGUGACAAUUGCAUAUUCAGCAAACAGCAGUUCCAGGCAAGUUCAAAAUUAAAGUUCAAGGUAAAUGUUCAAGUUCAAGGUGUUAAGUAUAAUGGUUUGUUGUCUUCAUGAACUGUGCCAAUGUGACAUUCCAAGUAUUUAUCUUGAGGUAACUCCUUCGUUUAUUUUAAGUCAUAAUGGUAUUGUGUUACAUGUAGGUUAGAAUAUUGUAGACAAUCUAUUAUUCAGUAUAGCAUGUGAGAGUGCUAGAUAUCAUCAAUUGGAAAUGCAUCAUGUUUGGAAAUGAAUUUGUCUCACCAUGUGUGAUUUAAUUUGUGAGAAAUAUUACCUGUCUGGCAGCUAUGAUAGCAAUAUGCAAACAAGCACCCCAGUUAGCCUAAAUACGCCUCA